Molecule: messenger RNA, 3756 nt
Organism: Mycosarcoma maydis (corn smut)
Lineage: Eukaryota; Fungi; Basidiomycota; Ustilaginomycetes; Ustilaginales
Exons: 1
Coding region: 1-3756 (1251 amino acids)
Biological process (GO): establishment of cell polarity; positive regulation of G2/M transition of mitotic cell cycle
Cellular component (GO): cell septum; cytoplasm
Source: RefSeq, a predicted model, not a curated record
AUGUCUGGCGGACCGAUGCGCAUCACAGACGAUGAGCUCGCUCGCGAGGUUGAAGCGCUCAAAUCACAUCGCAGGCUCUCGGUCAAUCGACCCGUUCUUGAUCCUGACCUUCCCGAUCUCGCAGCCGCUUAUGGUGGAGGACAGGAGCUACUCUCAGUGCCGUCGCCUGAGCGUGAGAGGCGCGGCUACAGCCUGGUAGACGAUGGCGCUGUAUUGAUACGCAGCCCUUCUUCCUCUUCGUCAACCUCAUCCCUUUCUCCCGCCAAGAGCUCCUCCAAUGAACGUGCGCGCUUCACCGCCAGGCGCAGAGGUCAAGGCUCCGAUCAGUCGUCUGGUUCCGAACCCCUUGCCGUUUCACCAACAUGCCUUUCACCUGGCGCUUUAUCCUCCACUGGUGACGCCUUUGACGGAAGGAGCCUUGCAACGUCACCGACCAGCAUCACUCCUACCAGCCCUCAAUCGCCAAAGGAUCCCAGCCAUCUCUUUUGGGUCCCUGCAUCGGUGCAUCCAGAGAUCUCGCCGUCAGACUUUCGCAACUUUAUCAAGGAGCAUGCCGCUCGCGCUGUCUCGCAGCACCAAGGUCUAGAUGAUCCAGCGGUUCAUGAAGACUCCCUGUCGUCUCUGACCGUCAGCGACUCUCCCAUCGCACAACGCCUCAACUCGGUCCGUCGUCAGCAGCAGCAAGACCGACAGCAUCCUUCGCAAGACGCGCGAGGCGCACUCAUCGGUCGCUCCACCUCGAUUUCGCGACGCGCAAGUACGCUCCGACGCCAGUAUCGUCCAGAGCACGACAACGACGACACAGAUGAAGACAAAGCUCCGCGCCAGCUCGAGCGCAAUCGCAGUGGCCUGAGUCGCGGCACGUACGGUCUCGCGAUACCCAAUCUCACCAUUGAUGAUUUGCAAAAGCUCGAAGAGGCUGCUGAACAGGCCAGUCAGAACCAGGAUCCCGCCAUGCUCCGCAGUGUCCUCCGCCGUACUCUCAGUCUCAACACCACUCCCGACUUGGACACAAUCGAUGCCAUGCCAGCCCAGCCGAUCCAAGAUCCGGAUGCACCUAUCAUUGUGCCCAAACCGGGUCAAAUAUUGCGACGGGCCGCAAGGACAAAAAUGCGCAAGGCCUCCGGCGACUCAGGCCGUGGCAGCUUGGCGUCAAGGCGGCGUGCUCCUCGCAACUCCACAGAUGCAGACACCUCUGCUCCCUCUGAAGGCAGUCGCACGUGGGAGUUACAGAAGCAGAGCAGUACCGAGGAGAUGGAGAGGCGGCAUAGCGGCCAGUCUGAGUUCUCCUCUGGUGCCGACGAUGAUUCGUCGGCAGGCGAUAGCUCGUCGCGUCCGGUCUCGACCGAGGCGACCGAUUCGAUCGUGGAUGCUUAUUCACGCGAUUCGUAUCAGUCUGACGUCUCCCAAAGGACCAGCUUCACCUCUGUUGUCGAUAGUACAGGCUCGGACGCGAGUCCCACGAGUGGCUUUGCUAGGCGUGCCGACCUCGAACGCCCACAUUCGCCACCUCACACGCCUACACAGGAAUCCGUCACAACCUUGGGCCCAGCACAGCCUGGUCCGCCGAUACCGCAGCAAGAGGCGUUGCGCAUCUCGGACCCGCCUGAGACCUCCCGGCCUGAUCAGAUCAAGCCCAUCCCAGUCUCGCAUCGUCCGCCGAUGCCGUCGUUCGAAAAGACGCUGCCUCAACAGUACCAGCAAAAGCAGGCUCCCCGGCCCACCAGUUCCAGUACGAAUUCGGAUGUGCAACGCCGUGAUGUGCAGCCUAUUUUGCCCUCAAAGCCUCAGAUCGCGCCGAUCGUGACCAAUCAGCAGCAGCAAAUCUCGCAUCGACAGUCGCAGCCGAUGCCACCACAAACAUCCUCGCAACCCCUGGUCUCGACCACCAUCAAGCAGAAGGAAAAGGAGCGCAAAGGUGCAUUCGGUCUCUCGUGGUUUGGACUGGGCAAGGACGAUGAGGAUGAUCGAGCCAAGCUGGAGAAGGAGUCGCAAAAGAAACGAGAGAAGCACGAGAAGCGUGAACGCAAAGAGCGCGAGAAGGAGGAAAAGGAAAAGGAAGAGAGCAGCUCGUCGAGCUUUCUCGGUGCGCUCUUUGGCAAGAAGAAAGGCAGCGACGAACCGUCUCAACAUACCGGGUCUCGUCCUCUUAAUGGUCAACUCACCGCCGGGAGUUUAUUGGAGCGGAGCGAGAUGGGAGCCUACGGCAAGGGCAACUACUUUUACUCGCGCUAUCCUAUCCACAUUGAGCGUGCUGUCUACCGCCUCAGCCAUAUCAAGCUGGCAAAUCCGCGUCGUCCACUGUAUGAGCAGGUGCUCAUCUCAAACCUCAUGUUUUGGUAUCUGAGUAUUAUCAAUCGGUCCACUCAGGGUCCAUACGGAGUUCAGCAGCAAGGGCAGGCGCAGCAGAGCAACGGCAACGGCAACACUGGGUCGCAACCAUUAGAGCAAAACGGCCACAACGCUCAAGGAUUAUCAGGAGCGGAUUCGAACGGAUUCGGAGCCGGAGCUGCAUCGUCCUCGCAUGUCGACACUGCCAGCGCCUACGAUGGGAUCGAUACAUCGUCCAGUCCGGAAUCGGAGGAUUCAUCGAGUGCAGAGCAGUGGGCUGGGGCUCAAGCAGGAGGUGGAAACGGUGCUGCGCUCAAGCAAAAGCGCAAUGGGCUGGUGAAGCCGAACCGUGCACCAGCUGGUGCUCACCGUGGUCGCACUGCGGAAACUCCUAUGAAGCAGCCCGGAUACGGUAUGCAGCAUCGACAGAUUGACGACGAUCUCAAGACAAUGGGAUCGUACUCUGGCCAAUCUGGAGGCUCGACAGGUUUUGUCGUGGGACAGGUGGUAGACGUCAAGGCGCUUCAAGCCAACACACCUUACCAGCUGGUGCCCGACCCACGAUCGGGCGAUGCCACUAACCAUCACGAGCAGGCAAAGUCGGCGACGACUGAUUAUUUCGGUCUGGGCAACCAAUUUGAGACUUCGGAGCCCCUAUGGCCCAGCAGUCAAGAUAAGGACGCAGAGCUGAACCGAUCGACGCAGCUGCAUGCGGGUGGAUCCGGCAGAGGUGGCUCCGAUGGAUCUCAGCCGAGCGCCGAUGAAUACCGAAGAAGCUCGGGCCACUCUGCUGAGCAGCAGAAGUCCAGCUCGAGUGCCAGUCGACCGUAUCGAUCGGAAGCCGAAAAGGAACGUGCGUGGCUUGGAAUGCGUAACACUUCUGGACGCGCUUCGCCCACUCACGGGUACGGAUCCAUUUCGCAUUCGCAGCAGCAGCAGCUACUACAAAGCUCGCCCGAUGGCGCAGAUGGGCAGGAGACGUACCGGCGCUCGGAGCGCGUGGCUGCCGAGAGUCAUCCACAAGGUCGUAGUAUGUCGGUGGGCGGGAUUGGAGCCAUGAACCGCACGGGCGAUUGGGGGAAUAGCGGCAGUAGCAACCCUUAUCGUUCCGCUGAUCGAUCACGCAAAACGUCGAUGGAUCACUUGAGUUCCUCUGCCUCGAGUCAGGGUGUAGUGUCAUCGAGUUCCACUAGCUCCACUUCGUCUUUUGGUACCAUAGACGAAAGCGGAGGCAAAGCGUACGGCGGUAUUCCAGCCUCGUCCAGUGCGUCGGCGUUGGAGUAUGGCAGUAGCAGCGGUCUAAGGGACCAUGACCCGAGACCGUACAGCACUGGCAUUCACGGAUCGCAGAUCAGUCUGCCCAUGGCGCCUGGCUCAAGCGCUAUGCUGGACGCUGCUCGAACGAGUCAAUCGCGUCGGAGGUGA